AGGCUGGAGCACGGUGGCACCAUCUCGGCCCACCGCAGCCUCCGCCUCCUGGGUUAAAGUAAUUCUCCUGCCUCAGCCUCCCAAGUAUCUGGGAUUACAGGUGCGUACCACCACACUUGGCUAAUUUUUGUAUUAUUAGUAAAGGUGGGGGUUUCACCAUGUUGGCCAGGCUGGCCUUGAACUCCUGGCCUCAAGUGAUCCGUCCGCCUUGGGCUUCCAAAGUGUUGGGAUUACAGGAGUGAGCCACCACACCUAGCCUGACUUACUUGUUCACACAGCCUAUAUAGGUAGAAGAUUUCUAGUCAUGUAAUCACAGAUUAAUUGGUGGAUUGUGCCUAAUUAAGCAUAAAUUUCAUUUCCCUAUAAAUUAGUAAUUUUCAAGCAUUUUAUUUAGAUUUGAUUUUAGUGUCCUUAGGUGGGACCUUAGGACACUACACACAGUUUGGUCUCAUUGCUUCUUAUUUAAAUUUUUUCACACUUUCCAGGGUGAGUGGUUUCCCACUAUAAUUUCCAAAUAUAUGGGAUGCAGGGCCUCAAAUCCUCUACCCUCAUACCACAGCGUAACUCUUCAAGGGCUUGCAGUAAAAUCUGUGUCUGAACAUUUCACAUGAGAGGAAAGCAGAGAAUAACCGCUAGACAUUUUCCCGAAAAAACCUUUCUGCCUCUCCUCCUUUCAUCUUUUCUAGACACAGUCACCUUAUCAGGAUGUCUUUGGGAUGAGGUUCCUUUGUGGAAACUUUACAGGGUGCUGUGUCUUCAAUACACCCUCGUAUCCUUUGUUUGUUUGUUUGUUUGUUUGUUUGUUUUUGAGACGGAGUCUCACUCUGUCGCCCAGGCUGGAGUGCAGUGGCGCGACCUCAGCUCACUGCAAACUCCGCUUCCCGGGUUCAUGCCAUUCUCCUGCCUCAGCCUCCCAAGUAGCUGGGACUACAGGUGCCCACCACCAUGCCCGGCUAAUUUUUUUGGUAUUUUUUGUAGAGACGGGGUUUCACCAUGUUAGCCAGGAUGUUCUCGAUCUCCUGACCUUGUGAUCCGCCCGCCUCGGCCCCCCAAAGUGCUGGGAUUACAGGUGUAAUCCGGCCACUGUGCCCGGCCCUACACCCUCCUGUCUUUUCCAGGUUUUGGGUUUUAGAACUGCCUGGGGAUGACUCAAAAUCCCCAUGACUGCCCUGUCUCCUGGAGAGUCUAGUGGCUAUCAGUGCCUAGGGGAGUGGGGCCUCCUGAGGGAGCAGCUGAAUGACUAAUGGUGGAGGAGAUGCCUAGUAUGCUCUUCAUCUAAAUAACCAAUUCUUGGGGUGCUCAGCUUCUCUCUCCCAACUCCACUUUCCAUUCAUUGGAGACACAUGGCCGUCAGCCAAUUGGAUGUUGCUAUUGAGGAAAAGGAGAAAUGAUUCCUAUCUUCUGGAUUGUCUCAUCUGUGAAGAGAGAACUAUCCCAAAAGACAAGGAAAGGCCACUUCAACGGGGUGGAGCAAUAGCCUGCAAAGCAAAAUAUACAUGGGGGUACACAGGGGACACAAUGCAGUGUUGGUGGGAAAUAGUCAUUGAGCGCUUCUCCUUUCCUCUCAUGUGAAAUGUUCAGAGAAUCACCAGCAGACACUCUCCUGUCAAAAUAUGCAUGCUUCUCCUCCUUUCAUCUGUUCUGGAAACAGAUUUUAUCAGAUUGUCUUUUGGUUGAGGCUCCCCUUUGGAAACUUCAAAGGGUAUUGUGUCUUCAGCGCACUUUCCUAUGUUUUCUUGGUCCUGGGUGGCAGAAUUGGGGUGACCUGAUAUGCCCACAGCUGCCAUGUCUCUUGGAGGGUCUAGUGAGUAUCAGCCCCUGAGUCACUCCUCCCAGGGGACAGACUGAGGUAGGAGAAUGAGGACUCCCAAGAGAGCAGCUGAAUGCCUUAUGGUGGAAGGAGACUCCCAGUAUACUCUGCAUCUAGAUAGCCAACCCUUUGAGAUGCUCAGCUUUUCUUUCCAAACCCCAGUUUCCUGAACUUGGAGACACAUAGCUGGUCAGCCAGUUGGAUGGUGCUAUUGAGAGAAAAGAGGAAUGAUUCCCGUCCUCUGGAUUGUGUCAACUGUGAAGGGAGACAAAACCCCAAAAACAAGGAAAGCCCACCCCAGCAGGGUGGAACAGCAGCCUGCCAGUCAGAAUAUGAAAGGGGAUGCACAGGGGGGUAUAGUGCAGUGUUGGUGGAAAGUAGUUAUUGAGCUCUUCAGUGAGGAGGAUGGGGGUGGAGAGAUGUCUCAUGUGAUAGGGUGACCUGUGCUGACACAUGUGUGAGACAUCACUGUGUUCCAGCCAGCACUGCUCCCUGUGGGCUUGUCCCUUGUAAAGAAUUGUUCAUAGAUUGCAGCUUGAGUGUUUCAAAUUAACUUUACAUUGCAUUUUUCACUAGAGCCAAAUCCAAGAAUGAUUGCAUAGGUCAGUGAGACACAGAAGAGGCAACUCAACAAAGCCCAUGACAUACAGUGCAUGGCUCACAAUCCCAGGAGAUGAGGGCAGCACAGCUGCAGGGCAACACAGAGUGAGGGGAACAUCCAGGAUGCACAUUCAACCAGCAGGUGGGGAGCAAGACAGACAGGGACCCGUGGGCCAAAGCAUUUCUUGGGGUCCAGGGAAUUGACCAAGGAGGUGUCUCUCAGGGAGUUGUUUCUGGUGGAUUUAGAGCAAGCAGGCACUAGUUCUGUGAAGUCGCACUGUGGUUAAGAGGUGAUUUGUGCCAUCCAUUUGGGGUGUAAGGGUCAGUGGGACAAGUCAAAUUGGUUAUAUGUAGCUGUCCCACAGGGAGGUGGUUACCAGAAUGCAGUUGUGUAAGAAAUAUAUGUGAGUUGACCACAUGAAGGAACUGGGAGAAAGUGGAGAACUGGAAACUCUGUUGAGUUUGAAUAAAGUUUUCUUCCGUUAUGAGAAAGUUAAAUCCAUAAAGAAAAUGCAUGCUAAGGUAACAUAUAAGAACUCAGUAUAACAGGCAACUCUAGAGUUAAUUAAAUUAUUGUAUGUGGAGAUGAUAGGUAGUAGAUUGAUUAUUCUCCUGUGGAUAACCAUUUGUCCCUGCUUUUUCUGUUAAGUGUUCACCACUUGUAUCAUUUGCUGGCAAUACCUGGUUUGUCAUAGUUUCACAUUACCUUAAAAAGAUGCCCAGACUGGGCACAGUGGCUCACGCCUGUAAUCCUAGCACUUUGGGAGGCUGAGGUGGGCGGAACACCCGAGGUCAGGAGUUCAAGAUCAGCCUGACCAAUAUGGUGAAACCCUGUCUCUACUAAAAGUACAAAAUUAGCCAAGCGUGGUGGUACAUGGCUGUAAUCCCAGCUACUCGGGAGGCUGAAACAGGAGAAUCACGAGAACCUGGGAGGUGGAGGUUGCAGUGAGCCAAGAUCACACCAUUGCUCCCCAGCCUGGGCAACAAGAGUGAAACUCCGUUAAAAAAAAAAAAAAAAAAAGAUGCCCUGGUUUCACAAUUUGCUGUUUUCCAUUGGUCUAUCUUUCCAUCUCUCUGAUAAUACCAUUUUCUCUUAAUUAGUACCAUAGACUGGGUGACCUGAAGAAUAAACAUUUCUUUCUGGCAGUUCUUGAGGUUGUGAAGUCCGUGUUCAGGGAGCUGGCAGAUCUAGUGUCUGGCAAGGGCCUGCUUCCUGGUUUGCAGAUGGUCAUCUUCUUGUGUUUCUUCAUGUGACAGAAAAGAGAGGAAGCCGGCUCUCCUGUGUCUUGUUAUAAGACCACUAAUCUCAUUCAGAAAGGAUCGACUCUUAUGCUGUCAUCUAAUCCUAAUGAUCAGAGAUGUCAACUUCUAAUACUAUAUUGGGGGGUAGGUUAUUAAUGUGUGAUUUUUUUGGAGUGAUGCAAAUAUUCACACCAUAACACUCCCAACCAUAUUCUAUAGAGCAUCUUGGCUAUUCUUAGUCAUUGUCUUGUAUUUCAGUUUUUAGAAGUAGUUUUUUCUUAGUUUUAGUGAAAAAAACAAACUGCCUUGUAAAUUUCAUGGACUAAAAUAUAACUGUAGUCAUAUUUCAGAGAGGCUAUAUCAUAGUGCUAUUUAAUCUCCUUUUAAAGACACAUGACAUUUUUCCAUUUAUUUCAUUUUAUAUUGAUGUUUUUCAGUGUAGACUUUUUGCAUAAUAAUCAUUUUAUAUCCUUCCUGAGACUUUUUUGGACUUCAAGAAAAUUAGUUUUAAUAGAAAUUAGUGGCUGGGCAUGGUGGCUCAUGCCUGUAAUCCCAAUAUUUGGGAGGCCGAGGUGGGCAGAUCACCUGAGGUCAGGAGUUCGAGACCAGCCUGACAAACAUGGAGAAGCCCUGUCUCUACUAAAAAUACAAAAUUAGCCAGGCCUGGUGGCACAUGCCUGUAAUCCUAGCUAUUCGGGAGGCUGAGGCGGGAGAAUCACUUGAACCCAGGAGGCCAAGGUUGCGGUGAGUCAAGAUCGUGCCAUUGCACUCCAGCCUGGGCAACAAGAGUGAAACUCCAUCUCGAAAAAAUAAAAAUAAAGAGAUUAUUCCAGCAUUGGCAACAUGGCAAACUUUGCCUGUACAAAAAAUUACCUCGUCAUUGUGAUGUGUGCCUGUAGUCCCAGGUACUCAGGAGGCUGAGGUAGAAGGAUCUGUUAAGCCUAAGAGUUCGAGGCUGCAGUGAGCUAUGAUUGCAACACUACACUCCAGCCUGGGCAACAGAAUGAGACAUAUUUCAAAAAAAAAAAAGAAAAGAAAAAAGAAAAUUAGUUUCAAUAGGGUAUGCUGUCUUUUAAAAAUUACAUUCAGCAGAUUGUUGCUGAUAAUUAAAAUUUGCUGAGAUUUAUUUCUGUAUAGAGUGUGCAUUCUAGAAACUUACUAAAAAUAUUACAUAUGCAAAAAAUAUGUAAAAGAAUUGCACAAUGAAUCCAAAUAAUGAUGGAGCCAGUAUUGGGAAUAAGAUAACUGCCUUACUUUUCCUUAUACUUUCUCAACCUGGGUGUGCAUCCUCAUCAGUAUGUUUUAUUUUUGCAUGUUUUUUAUGCAAAUGAUAACAAAUAUGUGAUAUUUUAUAUCGGAUUUUAUUUUAACUCAGUUAUGAACCUUAUAUAGAAUGAUAGUUAAUUCACUUUCUUAUUUAAUGGAUUUUAUUAUUUAGAACAGUGGUUGUUUCCCCAAAACAUUGAGCAGAUAAUCCACAGAGUUCCAGCAUUUUUCUUCCAGACUCAUAGUUCCCCCCACCACCCUUUUUUUUUUUUUUUUGAGACAGAAUCUUGCUCUGUUGCCCAGGCUGGAGUGCAGUGGCAUGAUCUCAGCUCACUGCAACCUCCACCUCCUGGGUUCUAGCAGUUCUUCUGCCUCAGCCUCCCGAGUAGCUGGGAAUACAGGCGCACACCACCACACCCAACUAAUUUCUGUAUUUUUUAGUAGAGAGAAGGUUUCACCAUAUUGACCAGGCUGGUCUCAAACUCGUGACCUUGUGAUUCUCCCACCCCAGCCUCCCAAAGUGCUGGGAUUACAGGUGUGAGCCACUGCAGCCAGCAUAGUUCCCCCUAUUUUAAACAUCUUGACUGGCCAGGUGCUGAGCCUCAUACCUGUAAUCCUACCACUUAGGGAGGCCAAAGCAGGAGGAUAGCUUGGACUCAGGAGUUGGAGGCCAGCCUAGGCAACAUAGCAAGACCCUGUUUCCAAAAAUAAAAAAAAUUUAAAGAAAUUAAAAAUUUUUAAAAAAGCUGUUUGAAACCAAAGAAACCAUACUGACUUUGUGUAAUGUAUCCUGCAACUGAUGCAAGAAUAUAUUCCAUGUGAACAUGACGGGAAUUGAAGAAGCCAAUGUUAUUAUUACCUAAAGUCCAUCUUUUACAUUAAACUUCACUCUUUGUGUUCUGUGGUUUAAGACAACUACAUGUGUCAUGUAUCCACCAUCACAGUCUUAUACAGACGUGUUUUACUGCCUUCAAAAUCCCCUGUGCUCCUUCUAAUCAUACCUCUCCCUUCCCUCUUUUGCCACCCCUGUUUAUCCUUGGCAACAAAUGAUGAUGUUCCUGCCUCUAGUGUUUUGCGUUUUCCAGAAUAUCACAUAUUUGGAAUGAUGCUGUAAAUGGCCAUUUCAGACUUGCUUCUUUCAUGUAAAAAUAUGCUUUGAAGGUCUCUCGAUACCUUUGUUGCUUGACAACUCAUUUAUUUUUUAUUUUUUGUUUUGUGAGAGACAGGGUCUCAAACUCCCCAGCUCAGGUGAUCCUCCCGCCUCAGCUUCCCAAAGUGCCUGAAUUCCACUUGUGUGCCACCAUGUCCGGCCACUCAUUUUCUUUUUUUUUUUUUUUUUUUUGAGAUGGAGUUUCGCUCUUGUUGCCCAGGCUGGAGUUCAAUGGCGCAAUCUUGGCUCACUGCAACGUCCGCCUCCCAGGUUCAAGCAAUUCUCCUGCCUCAGCCUCCCGAGUAGCUGGGAUUACAGGCAUGCACCACCACGCCCGGCUAAUUUUGUAUUUUUAGUAGAGACAGGGUUUCUCCAUGUUGAGACUGGUCUCAAACUCCUGACCUCAGGUGAUCCACCCACCUCGGCCUCCCAAAGUGCUGGGAUUACAGGCGUGAGCCACCGCACCUGGCCAGGGACACUCAUUUUCUUUCAUCACUGAGUAACAUUCUAUUGUACGGAUGUUACCAUAGUUUGUUUCUUUAUUCACCUAUUGAAAGGCUCAUCUUGAGCCUGGUGUGAUGCCUCAUCCCUGAGUUCCCAGCACAUGGGAGACUGAGAUGAGAUUGCUUAAGGCCAGAAGUUAGAGAACAGCCUGGUAGGUACAGUGUGAGACCUCAUCUAUUUUUUUUUUUUUUUAAGACUCACCUUGUUUGAUUGUAGUUUUUGGCAGUUAUGAGUAAGGCUGCUAAAAACGUUUGUGGGAGGACUUUUCUGUGGACGUCAGUUUUCAGUUCAUUUGAGUCAAUAUGUAGGAAUGAGACUACUGAAUUAGUAAGACCAUGCUAUUUUCUUCAGACCUCCACAGACUGUCUUCCAAAUUGGCUGUAGAAUUUUCCAUUCACAUCCGUGGUGAAGGAGAGUUCACUGGCUCCAGCAUUUGGAAGUGUCAGUGUUUGGAUUUUAGCUACUCCUCCAGGUGUUUGCUGCUGCUCCAUUGUUGUUUUCCUUUUUUUUUCUUGGAGAAGGAGUUUCAUAUUCUUGUUGCCCAGACCAGAGUACAAUGGCGCGAUCUCAGCUCACUGCAGCCUCUGCCUCCCGGGUUUAAGCGAUUCUCCUGACUCAGACUCCUGAGUAGCUGGGAUUACAGGUGUACACCGCCACACAUGGCCACUGUUUGUAUUAUUAGUAGAGACAGAGUUUCACCAUGUUGGCCAGGCUGGUCUCAAACUUUUGACCUCAGGUAAUCAACCUGCCUCAGCUUCCCAAGGGCUGGAUUACAUGCAUGAGCCACUGCACCCAGCCUGUUUUCAUUUGGUCUUUAAUAACGUGUAAUGUAGAGCAUCCUGUCAUAUGUUUGUUUGCCAUAAUUACAUUCUUUAGGGGGAGGUAUACUUGGAAAGAUUGGGCUUUUUUUUUUUUUGAGACUGAGUCUGGCUCUGUCACCCAGGCUAGAGGGCAGUGGCAUGAUCUUGGCUCACGGCAACCUCUGUCUCCCGGGUUCCAUCGAUUCUCCUGCCUCAGCCUCCUGAGUAGCUGGGAUUACAGGCUCACGCCACCAGGCCCAGCUAAUUUUUGUAUUUUUACUAGAGACAGGGUUUCACCAUGUUAGUCAGGCUGGUCUUAAGCUCCUGACCUCGGUGAUCCAGCCGUCUCUGCCUCCCAAAGUGCUGGGAUUAAGGCAUGAGCCACUGCGCCCGACCUUUUGCUUAUUUUUUGAUUUGUUGGUUUUUUGUCUUACAGAAUUUUAGGAGUUCUUCAUACCUUUUGGGUACCAGUCCUUGAUCAGAUAGACGUUCUGCAAAUAUUUUGUCCCAGUCUGCCGCCUGUCUUUUUAUUCUUUUAACAGAGUCUUUUCCAAAACAUUUUUGUUUUGAGUGAAGUCCAAUUUAUCAAUUUUCUCAUUCACAGAUCAUGCUUUUUGUGUUGUGUGUGAAACCUUAUUGCCAAAUCUAAGGUCGUCUUGGUUUUGACAAGUGUGAAAGAAGUUGUGAGUUUUGCAUUUUCCAUUUAAGUAAAUGUUUCAUUAGGAAGUAGUUUUGUAAAAGGUGCAGUUCUGUGUCUAAUUCAUUUCUUUGCAUUUGCUAAUUCAGGUGUUUCAAUACCAUUUGUUUUGUGCCACCAUGCCUAAUUUUUUACUUUAUUAUGGAGACGGGGUCUCCUUGUGUUGCCCAGGCUGGUCUCGAACUGUGGGGCUCAAACAAUCUGUCUGCCUUGGCCUCCAGGUUUGCAUUUUUAAUACAUGUCUUUAUAGUAGAUUUUUCUAUGUUCCUAGUGCCUCUCUUGUCAUCUUAUGGAAUCUUCUCUUGUAUAUUUAGUUUAUUGAGCGUUUCUAAUCAUCAGGAGAUAAUAACCCAUUUAUGCUGGAGGUUGCACUUUUUUGAAUUGCCGACGUGUGAAAAAUCAGACUUUGGCCAUGACCUUGAGCAGUAGGAUAUAAACAACUCCCACAUGCUUAGCGUUCCAAAAAUGGAACACUAGGCAUAAAUUGGUUAAGGCUUUUCAGAUGCCUUUUCUGCCUCUGUUAGGACAUUCUUGUGUUGUUUUGUUUGUUUGUUUAAAGAUAGAGUCUCACUCUGUUGCCCCAGCUGGAGUGCAGUGGCGCAAUCUCGGCUCACUGCAACCUCCGCCUCCCCGAUUCAAAUGAUUCUCCCACGUCAGCCUGUCAAGUAACUGUGACUAUAGGCACGUGCCACCAUGCCUGGCUAAUGUUUGUAUUUUUUAGAGAUGGAGUUCCACCACGUUGGCCAGGCUGGUCUCAAACUGCCGACCUCAAGUGAUCCACCUGCCUCAACCUCCCAAAGUGCUGGGAUUAUAGGCAUGAGCCACCAUGCCUGGCUGCUACCAUGAUUUAUUAUCAUUACUUAUCUUAAAACAAAAUGUGAAACAUCAGCUUAAGAAAUUUUACAUGUACAGUUGAGAUAGUUUGACAAAUCUACAUAAGUUCUCUAAGAUGAAUUCUAUUGUGUUUUGCUGUUUUCAAUUAUCCUAGGGUUUCAUGCAUGUUGUAGUUUAGGCCAAGAUGUUAUUUUCUUUUUCUUUUUUCUUUUUUUUGUUUUUGAAUCGGAGUUUCACUCUUGUUGCCUAGGCUGGGGUGCAAUGGUGCAAUCUUGGCUCACCACAACCUCCACCUCCCAGGUUCAAGCAAUUCUCCUGCCUCAGCCUUCCGAGUAGCUGGGUUUACAGGUGCGCGCCACCAUACCCGGUUAAUUUUGUAUUUUUGGUAGAGAUGGGUUUUCUCCAUGCUAGUCAGGCUGAUCUUGAACUCCAACCCUCAGGUGAUCCGCCCACCUCGGCCUUCCAAAGUGCUGGGAUUACAGGUGUGAGCCACCGUGCCCGGCUAAGAUGUCAUUUUCUAAGAGUAAAUAAUAUCCCAUUUUAUGUAUAUGCUUACCACAUUUUGUUUUUCCAUUCAGCCAUCAGUGGAUAUGUGGGUGGCUGCAUGGCUCAUUACUGCCACCUCAGGAAGGUCAUAUAGUGGUUAAAUCUGUGCUUAUGAUGACACCUGGGUAUCUCUUAGGAGUUUCUUGUUUGCCCUCUUGUGUACAUACGGUGCCAGGUUUUGCUUAGGAAUGUCCCCUUUGCCCUGUCAGCAUCUAUCUAGCUAGAUUUUGACAGGAUAACUGCAAAGUGAAUGAUUCCUGGGCAUCAUAAUGGAAGUUUCUUUCUACCUAGGUGAUUGCCCUCCUCUCUGCUUAUAUCUAGCGUGCCUGUUUUGGGUGGUCCCUGGGGGUGUGGGAUUUCCCAGGGGCUCCCCCUGCUGCUCUUUGCUAGCUAUCUGCUUCCUCUGACAAUAUCAUCAAAGAUUACACUUUGGGAACAGGCAUUUUCAAGGAUACACAGCCUCAGGACUGCUAAUGUUCACUUUGUUCUGCAUAUGAAUUCAUAGGACUCUAUCAUGACAGGUGCUACAGACCCACAGUCCAAAGAGACAUUAGGGACAGCCCAAGCAACUCACUUUUCUCCCCGGGUUCAGCGAAUACACACAUUUUCCUAUCCUGCUGUUGCUUUACCCCUUGUUCAGUUCUAGCAUCACAAUUGCAUUAUGAACUAGCCAGGUGUGGUGGCACAUGCCUGUGGCCUCAACUACUCAGGAGGCUGAGGCAUGAGAAUUGCAUGAACCCAGGAGUAAGAGGUUGUAGUGAGCCAAGAUGGUGCCACUACACUCCAGCCUGGGUAACAGAAUGAGAUGCUGUCUUGAAAAAAAUAAACAACUGCUAGCCGGGCAUGGUGACUCAUACCUACAAUCCCAGAACUUUGGGAGCCUGAGGCAGGCGGAUCACCUGAGGUCGGCAGCCUGACCAACAUGGAGAAACCCUGUCUCUACUAAAAAUACAACAUUAGCCAGCCAGAUAUGGUGGCACAUGCCUGUAAUCUUAGCUACUCAGGAGGCUGAGGAAGAAGAAGUGCUAGAACCCCAGCAGUGAGCUGAGAUCACACCAUUGCACUGCGGCCUGGGCAACAAGAGUGAAAAAAAAAAUUGCUUUAUGGAAGAAAGUAAGUAUACACAGGGAGAAAGGGAUCUGAUGACCAAAGCAGGGAAUAAAUGUUUGGAGUCCACGGCAUCCUGAGAACUUCUUGGGAAUAGAGUCUAGGCCCCCAGUGCUGUCACUCUCACCCAUCCUCCUCUACACAUGUGAGAUGUUUCAGGACCCAGUGGCUUUUAAGGAUGUGGCUGUGAACUUCACCCAGGAGGAGUGGGCUUUGCUGGAUAUUUCCCAGAGGAAACUCUACAGGGAAGUGAUGCUGGAAACUUUCAGGAACCUGACCUCUAUAGGAAAAAGUUGGAAAGACCAGAACAUUGAAUAUGAGUACCAAACCCCCAGGAGAAACUUCAGGAGUGUCAUAGAAGAGAAAGUCAAUGAAAUUAAAGAUGACAGUCAUUGUGGAGAAACUUUUACCCCGGUUCCAGAUGACAGGCUGAACUUCCAGGAGAAGAAAGCUUCUCCUGAAUUAAAAUCAUGUGACAGCUUUGUGUGUGGAGAAGUUGUCCUAGGUAACUCAUCUUUUAAUAUGAACAUCAGAGGUGACACUGGACACAAGGCAUAUGAAUAUCAGGAAUAUGGACCAAAGCCAUGUAAGUGUCAACAACCUAAAAAAGUCUUCAGAUAUCGCCCCUCCUUUAGAACACAAGAAAGGGAUCACACUGGAGAGAAACCCAAUGCUUGUAAAGAAUGUGGAAAAACCUUUAUUUCCCAUCCAAGCAUUCAAAGACACAUGGUAAUGCACAGUGGGGAUGGACCUUAUAAAUGUAAAUUUUGUGGGAAAGCAUUCCAUUGUCUCAGAUUAUAUCUUAUCCAUGAAAGAACUCACACUGGAGAGAAACCAUAUGAAUGUAAACAAUGUGGUAAAUCCUUUAGUUAUUCUGCUACUCUUCGAAUACAUGAAAGAACUCACACUGGAGAAAAGACUUAUGAAUAUCAGGAAUGUGGGAAAGCAUUUCAUAGUCCCAGAUCCUGUCGUAGACAUGAAAGGAGUCACACGGGAGAGAAGGCUUAUCAAUGUAAGGAAUGUGGAAAAGCAUUCACGUGUCCCCGUUAUGUUCGUAUACAUGAAAGGACCCACUCUAGGAAAAAACUUUAUGAAUGUAAGCAGUGUGGGAAAGCAUUAUCCUCUCUUACAAGUUUUCAGAUACACAUAAGAUUGCACUCUGGAGAAAGACCUUAUGAAUGUAAGAUAUGUGGAAAAGGCUUUUGUUCUGUGAAUUCAUUUCAAAGACAUGAAAAAAUUCACAGUGGAAAGAAACCCUAUAAAUGCAAGCAAUGUGGUAAAGCCUUCCCUCAUUCCAGUUCCCUUCGAUAUCAUGAAAGGACUCACACUGGAGAGAAACCCUAUGAGUGUAAGCAAUGUGGGAAAGCCUUCAGAUCUGCCUCACACCUUCGAGUGCAUAGUAGGACUCACACUGGAGAGAAACCCUAUGAAUGUAAGGAAUGUGGGAAAGCCUUCAGAUAUGUGAAUAACCUUCAAAGUCAUGAAAGGACACAAACACACAUAAGAAUACACUCUGGAGAAAGACGUUAUAAAUGUAAGAUAUGUGGGAAAGGCUUUUAUUGUCCCAAAUCAUUUCAAAGACAUGAAAAAACUCACACUGGAGAGAAACUCUAUGAAUGCAAGCAAAAUUCAGUAGGUCCUUCAGUAGUUCCAGUUCCUUUUGAUAUCAUGAAAGGACUCCCACUGGAGAGAAGCCCUAUAAAUGCAAGCAAUGUGGGAAAGCCUUCAGAGCUGCCUCAAUCCUUUGAAUGCAUGGUAGGACUCACCCUGAAGAGAAACCCUAUGGGUGUAAGCAAUGACGGAACGCCUUCAGAUCUGCCCCACACCUUCGAAUGCAUGGUAGGACACACAAUGGAGAGAAACUCUAUGAAUGUAAGGAAUGUGAGAAACCCUUCGGAUCUGCCCAGAACCUUCGAAUUCAUGAAAGGACACAAACACACAUAAGAAUGCACUCUGUAGAAAGACCUUAUAAAUGUAAGAUAUGUGGGAAAGGCUUUUAUUCUGCCAAGUCAUUUCAAAUACAUGAAAAAUCUUACACUGGAGAGAAACCCUAUGAGUGUAAGUAAUGUGGGAAAGCCUUUGUUUCUUUCACUUCUUUUCGAUGUCAUGAAAGGACUCACACUGGAGAGAACCCCUAUGAGUGUAAGCAAUGUGGGAAAGCCUUCAGAUCUACCUCACACCUUUGACAGCAUGGUAGGACUCACACUGGAGAGAAACCCUAUGAAUGUAAGCAAUGUGGGAAAGCCUUCAGAUCUGUCAAAAAUCUUCGAAUUCAUAAAGGGACACACACUGGAGAGAAACCCUAUGAAUGUAAGAAAUGUGAAAAAGUGUUCCAUAAUUUCUCUUUGCAAAUACAUGAAAGGAUGCACAGAGGAGAGAAGCCCUGUGAAUGUAAGCAUUGUGGGAAAGCAUUCAUAUCUGCCAAGAUCCUUUGAAUACAUGCAAGAACACACAAUGGAGAGAAACUCUAUGAAUGUAAAGAAUGCAGAAAAGCAUUCAGCUUGCCUACUUCCUUUCAUAGACAUGAAAAGACUCACACUGGAAGGAAACACUAUGAAUGCAAGCCAUGUGGCAAAGCUUUCACUUCUUCCAGUUCUUUUCAAUAUCAUGAAAUAACUCACACCAGGGAGAAACUCUAUCAGUGUAAGCAAUGUGGGAAAGCCUUUAUUUCUUCCACUUCCUUUCAAUAUCAUGAAAGGACUCACAUGGGAGAGAAACCCUAUGAAUGCAAGCAAUGUGGGAAAGCCUUCAGAUCAGCCUCACACCUUCAAAUGCAUGGAAGGACUCACACUGGAGAGAAACCCUAUGAAUGUAAGCAGUAUGGGAAAGCAUUCAGACCUGACAAGAUUCUUUGAAUACAGAUAAUGAAUGUAAACAAUUAACUUUAUAAUAAAUGUAUAAUAACAAAUGUUAUUCUUUUUAAAUAAGAAGCUAUAAUAAAAUAUCCCAUUGGUGUCAUGUAUUAGAUCAACCUUA
Messenger RNA from Symphalangus syndactylus (siamang), 13532 nucleotides. It is a transcript of the gene ZNF440, whose product is annotated as zinc finger protein 440. Gene Ontology annotation, biological process: regulation of transcription by RNA polymerase II. Gene Ontology annotation, molecular function: RNA polymerase II transcription regulatory region sequence-specific DNA binding; DNA-binding transcription factor activity, RNA polymerase II-specific. Gene Ontology annotation, cellular component: nucleus. NCBI's taxonomy places the organism in Eukaryota, Metazoa, Chordata, Mammalia, Primates, Hylobatidae. The record is from RefSeq and is a predicted model, not a curated record.